AACUGAUUGAGGUCGAGGGCAAACGCCAAAAAACCCACCUUUGCCAUAGUUGCACCUGAAUAGCACUCAUUUCCAAGCAGAAUGCGGGAUGCCCCUGUAACAGAUCCGGAACCCAGCAGCACCGAAGGAAAUUGUUCGGUUGAUAACGAGAAUAAUGAUCAGGAGCCUGUUGAAGCUGAGCGGGAGGCAGAAGCCAAUGACGCCAGUUGCACAUUAUGUGGGGCCGCCAAGGUCUCGGCUCUUUUGGAUCUGCGCUCCAAUCACGUGAUGCAGCGCCGGCUGAGUCGCGACUGGAAGAUCCAUUCCGAUGUUAUUCGAUCCACUUUGAAGGCCAUUUGUGUGGAGUGCGUUUGCAAGUUAAACAUGCACUCGGAAGUCACUCGAUCCUUGAUGCAACGCAUGCAACGAUUGCAGCGUUCCGGGGGAGAAAUUACCACAGUGACCACUACCACAACUUCACCAACCCAACAUAGUCCACCUAUUGCUGAUGCAGAAGUGUCAACUACACUGAUAGAGAGCCAAGAGGAGGUACCACAAAAAAGGCCGAGUAUUCGUAGCUCACGUUCGUCUUGUUCUGUGCUGGAAGUCUACCUUGCUCAGCAGCCCUUUUCCCCGUCGGCUAAGGAGUCUGAGGAGAAGCAUACGGAAGGUUGGAAGUGGCGAACACGGCUAGAGUGUCACGAAUGUGGACGUGCUUAUUUCCGGCGGGACUAUUACGCCCAGCACUUGCGCCGCUGCUCUAAAAUUCGACGAUCACAAACCCGUCCGCCGCGCGCCAAGUGCCGGGUGCUGAACGAGGCCAGUUGUGAUGAGGAGACGUCUUCCGGAGUCAACCGCUCGUCGCGCACUUACUACUGCCGACACUGCGACGAAGAGUUUGACUCAAUGGUUGGAAAGCGACACCAUGAACGGUCCAAGCAUCAGCAGCGGUAUCCCUGCGAUCUUUGCGAUGCCCAGUUACACACCAAGUACGAAUGGGACCUACAUCAUGCAAUCUGCCAGGCCAAGCAGGAGGCCUUAAUACUUCUACAACAGGCGGAAACAGGGCAGACCGUUCAGCCUUCCCGGACCCCAAAGGCUCGUUCCACACGGUCUCGUUCACGGGCCUGCUCAGAAGCCUGGGAUAAGUACAAUAUGGAUGAUCAGGACGAUGAAAUCGAAGAGAACGAAAGCGAUGAAGAGGAGCGUGAAGAGGGCGACGAUGACCAGGAGGACGCUAUGUACACACGCCGCAUGAAUUUCACCGGUGACUGGAUCGUAAACCACAGCCGCAGCAAUAGCAACAGUGCUGGAAAUCUCCCACUUCUGUACGAUGACUACGGACUGGUUGAAACGCAUAUGACCACCGACAAGGAGUACGACCUUUACCUACUCGAUCUGCUGAAGACCCAGGUUCGUUUAAAAUCUUUUACGUGCUUUACUCCAGCCUGUGGGUAUCAGACGGACACCCUAGUGGCUCUAAUGAAGCACGAUUACAUGGAGCACUGGAAGAUGAGCUGGUUCUACUGCCACAAGUGCGGAGAUGUCUUUACAAGCAAGGUCUUUUUGGACUACCAUUUGCACCUACAGAACCGCGGCUUCUACGUCUGCCACAAGUGCCGCGAAGAGUUCGAAUUGCAGCAUCAGCUGGACCGCCACUUCCAGCUCCAUAAGAAGGGUAUAAACUAUCACUGCAACUUCUGUCGGCUGGAGUUUCUCAGCGAGGCCAAGCUGCUGGCACACUGCAAACUCCGGGGACACAGUCCUAACGAUGAGCCCUUGAUUAGUAUCGAUCGGUCGCUUUCAAUCGUCAACUGCCAUGGGUCUCAGUCAGCGGAUCAUUCUCGUAUAUCGAAGACGUAUGAGGAGCGGGAGUUUUAUAUCCCAAGGAUUAAGGUGCCAUCGCUGAAGCCCAUGCACUUGCCGCAACAUAAACCUUUCCGUUUCGCCAUUGGCAUUUGCGAUUUCGAUGAGCGGAAUCCGAAUUGCGUCGGUUGUCACUGAAUUCAUGAUAUACUAUCUGACAUUGCAAUCUUAAUGAAUAGGCCAUUUUAUUAGGAACUACAUUAGUAAAAUUUAAAAAUAUAUUUUUCUAUAAUAAAAAUUGUGUUGUCAGAGAAACUCAGAUUGGUUAUUUGAUACUUCAGUCAGUUUAUUUCGCGUUCUUUCGCUGAUCUUUACAUGAUGAAAGUUGGGUGUUUAGGGAUAAUUUAAAUUGCAGCACAAUUUGGAAUACUUAAAACUAGAUCUAGAAUUCGCAUGUGUAUGUGUGGACUAUGAUGCUAUGUACAGAGUUACUCGUAUAACAAUUUAACAUUAUCGACCGUACGACUAUAUAGUUAUAUAAGUGUAGGUGUUUAUAAUUAAAGAGCCUAUUGCAUUGCCCCCAGCGCA
Molecule: messenger RNA, 2373 nt
Organism: Drosophila eugracilis
Lineage: Eukaryota; Metazoa; Arthropoda; Insecta; Diptera; Drosophilidae
Product: zinc finger protein 473
Exons: 5
Coding region: 82-1983 (633 amino acids)
Source: RefSeq, a predicted model, not a curated record